Molecule: messenger RNA, 7560 nt
Organism: Homarus americanus (American lobster)
Lineage: Eukaryota; Metazoa; Arthropoda; Malacostraca; Decapoda; Nephropidae
Exons: 4
Coding region: 170-1900 (576 amino acids)
Source: RefSeq, a predicted model, not a curated record
CUGUCACUGAGUGUAAACAACAACUGGGCCAGCUAUGUGGGGAGCCUGGGCAGGUUGUCGGGUUUAUUUAUUCACGCUCAUGUACAUCCUCGGCUAAUACUUAAUUUACACACAUAGUAAAAUCAGCAUUAUAUGAAUACAUCACCGCUCUGGAUGUUGAUUGAGGGAGAUGGAGUUACCAUUCGACCCGCCCUCCACCCCAGGAAAAACACCCGGCAGCCUAGUGAAACAGGCGUCUCGGAGCUUUGCUCUGAGAUUAAUUGAUAUUUCUCUACCAGUAAUAGGAAAAUAUUGGGAGGGAGAGAUCAAACCUGGAGAAAAUACUAAGUUUACCAAGAAAAAGGCCCCAGACAAGAGCGGUCUUGUUAAACACCUGCAGAACGUGCAGCGGUGGUACCGUCUGGACGAGUAUCUGUCGAGUCACAAUUCAGAAAUUCGCCGGCUUAUUUGUGAAGCUAUUGCUGAAGCUCUGCCAUCUUUAAUGCCAGUAGAUGAUGCUGAGCCACUCUUCAUGUUUACUCUGCAAAUUAUGUUUUGCCUUGAAGCUGGGUUUUUCAGCCAAAGUAGAGAGAUAUAUGACGGUAGACUCAGCCGAAGCUUUGCGGAGUUCUUGCAGUUCUUGAUGCCGUUUGGUGUAGAAACAAUUUAUACGACGUGCAUCAGUUUUCGCAAUGCUAUGCCUAUCCUUGUGUUGAUAAAGAAUUCACCAUAUCUAAAACAUGUUCAUCUGUACAGGAAUCUCAGCAAUCAUGUUCUUACUCAAUUAAGAAAAUAUUGCCCAAAUAUUGAAUCAAUAACACUAAGUGGACAUAAUGUAGUGAGUGAGGAGUAUCUCUUUAGAGCAUUCUUUGGUGGUAAGGACAAAACUCAGGUUAUAAGUUGUGUUGAGUGCAGGGAAAAAUUGAAACUUUCUUUUCCCAAGCUGAAGAGUGUAAAUAUGUUGAUGGACUUAGAUAAUGAUGACAUAAUGUUCUUCCUUCAGCACUAUUAUCCUAAUAUUAAAACUAGCUGGACAAAAAGCAUUGCUGAAAAUAGACUCACUCCACCCACUCUGAAGACUGUACUUAACCCACCCCCACGUUUACUAGAACAUGGAUAUUAUUAUGAAUUUGACACUUUGGAGUUUACAAUGAGGAGGCAUACUCUGGAGAACUGGAUUGUGGAUGAGGAACACAUAGAGUAUCCAAAAGUAAAACAUGUUUCAAUAUUUCACGCCUGUCAUGAUCUGUCUGAGCAAAAGGAAAUAAAAGAAAAAAUUAAAGAUGUUGUGGAACGACUUGGAUGUACUACCUUCUCAUAUUCCUCACCUCCUGCUGAGGACUAUUUAGACACUCUGAGUGUUAGCAUUCCUGUUCUUGAAACAUUAGGAACUUGUUUGACUGAAGCACAUUUGAGUACAUUUGAAGUCCUUGAUGCCAGGAUACUUUUUAAUUGCUUAGAUUUGUGUCCUGGUUUAACAAUUUUUUCAAUUAAUGCCUCGCGGAUUCAAAUGGACUCUGGUUUGCCCAUAGUAGGGUUGAAUAAGCUUCCACAUUUACAUUCUCUGGGCAUGAGUGUCAAAACAUUAAAUAACUCUGAGAAGUCUUGUCUAGAUUACAUGGUUCGUGCAGCACCAAAUCUUAAAACCGUUGAACUGUUUGGAGCCAACUUGCAGUCUGUGGUACAGGACUUAGUAAUCUCAGGAGCUUUGUCCAAAAUACAAAUUCUCUCCCUACACAAGAGCAUGUCUUGGUUUACUGACCAUGAUUUACAGAACUGUAUAUUCUUAGGAGAAAACUUGUGUUCUCUCUCUGUGCUCAUGUUGAAUCCUAUUCUUAGACAGACACUUUUCCAAAUCAAAACUCAUUUCAUCCACACACAACUCAAAGUUAUUCAUAGAUAUAAAAUGUUAAUAGGUUAAGUCAUGUUAGGAGGUAAUUGAUUGUUUUACUUGUGGUUGUGAAUAUAAACUUGUCAUAGCAGCUGAGCUAAUUGAUAUAAGUAUUUAUUGCUGAAUAAUGUGAUGGAUAUUCACCUCAUGUGAUAAAAUACUAUAGAAUGUAUAGUAUGUAACUUAGAUAGUCAUUCACAGGGUUCUCAUUAUCAGUUGGCUGCUGGCCAAAUUAACCUGUUUAACUGAUGUAUGGGUUGGUUCAUAUUUUUCCUGAAACAAAGUCUUAAUUUGUCUCUAAACAAAUGGGUAUUAAUUUCAUUACUCAGAGACAUUGUAGUUUGUUCUGUUUGUUUGGGCUUCUUUCUGAAACAUUUUGUGAAGAUCCUGUAGUCAGAAUAGGGUGGCCAGCGUAAGUCUUCCUCCUUAGCACUUGGUUACAGAUCACCCCCCUAAUAGAGUACAGUGGUACUACACAUUCUCUGGACACAUUUACAUGUUGGUUUAGAUAUUGCAGAAGUGAAAUAGUUGGCCUUUGUUUGCACUAAAUUUUGAAAGUAAAAGAGAAGUUUUACCUAAGCAAGGUUUGACAAAUGAGAGUGUCUUAAGUAAGGACCAGGAAGAGACAGGAAGGAAGAAGUUUACACAAAAAGGAAGAGAUUGAGACUGAGAUUGUAGCAAGGUUUGACUGGGUAAUGAAGAGUUAAGAAAGUGUCAUUUUUCUCAGUUAUGUAUCAUUUUGUUGCCUGCAGUGUCCAAGCCUUGUUUGUGAAUUUUUUUAUUUAUUUACCUUUCAUCUUGCUACAUCACUGAGGUUCUCUUUUACAGUACAGUAUGAUGGUUCAUAUAAUCUCUUCUUUCUAGUGCCUAAUACACUUUGGCAUCUUUCCACAUAAUGAUCAGUGUUUGAAAAGUACCACGAGCAGAACCAUUUAUUUUUCGGGUGACAUAAACCAACCAAACAUCACUUAUUCUAGAUGUCUUCUUUCUGUCAGGGGGUCGAUGACUCUGGCUCCCCACUUCAAAUGUUUCAGUCCGUCUUUACCAAUGCUCUGUUGUUUUGUAUCUCCAGUCAGCUAGCUUUUAAUUUGAUUUGUAUAUCGGUCUCUGCCUCCCCUUUUGCCCUCCAACCUUUAUUUUUACCUAGUCUGGAAGCUAAUCCAUGUGUGGUGUUGCAAUGAUUUUCAGCUUUUGUUUCUCGGAGUCAUGAUGGUCUUCUUAACCAGUGCAGUACUACUAUUACUGAACACUUAAGGCCUUAAUAUCAAAAUGGAAGGCACUUGAACACACAUAAAAAAGCUAACCCAACAUGACCCACAGCAGGACUGGCAGAAACAUCAGCGCACUUGUGUUUGAAACAAAACGUCCAAUUCUGUACAGUUGUUUGAAGAAUUUGUGUAAUGCUUUGCGAUAAUACUCUACUUUUUAAUGAGUAAAGAUGUUUGUAAAAUACAGGACAGUCUGUAAUUAAAUUAAAUUGACUAUUUAGCAAUAAUAUUAACUGAUCAGAUGAGAAAUCAGACAUUGCACAAUGAGCUGUCACAUACUGGAUGACAUAAAUAAAGUUGGACAGACUAGCCAAAAAGUGACAUAAUUUUUUUAUUAUAAUUAAAUAAAUUUAAUUUCAAAAGAUUAAUUAACCAAAAGAUGAACAACGGGGUAACAAACAGUAAUGGCUGGCCGUACAGGUAUUCUAUAUAUGUGAACUUUUGGUAUCUGAAAUUUCACAUAACUGAAAUAGACAAAUUAGGGACCAUUUUUCUAUGUAUGCUGAUAUGAAGCUACAGUCACCCCAGAGAGUAUUAAAGGAACAAGUGCUAGUGUACAGUAUUCCCCUUAAGUAUAUUUCAUGAGAAAAUGUUAACAAAUUUUAAAGAUUUCCACUUGAAUAGAAACCCUGAAGAUAUCUGAAUACAAUAUAAAUACACCCACAAUUGGUAACUUGGGUAUUUUGUAUUUCUUGCAUGUGUAGAGUACAGCUGCACUUGAGGCUAUGUAAGGCAUUCACUAAUAUUUUAUCUUCCAUCACAUCACAUUAUAUGGUUAUAUUUUCUUUGAACUGAAAUAUUGUUUUAUUUGUGUACAUUUAUAUUACCUCAACUCUAGAUUUUUGUCUCAAUUCAAGAGAAAUUUUUGAUUUUUAUAGCAGAUGUGUUUUUACUAAUGUACAAUAGUGUCUUAACUGUUGUACACUCCAUGGGGUGCUGAGGCUCUUGGGGAUGUUUGGAAGCCACUGGUAAUCAAACUAACAUUAAAAAUGUCAACUUUUUAUUUCAACACAGUUUUGAACUCCACCAGGAUCUUCCUGAAGUGUAAAUAUGUAAGUGAUGCUACAAGAACAUUUUGGGGACCAUGAGAGAUUUGUCAGUCACAAAGAAUGCCUCCUGUAGAAGCAGCUACUGUACUGUACUCAAAACAAGUGAGCACAACAGUGUAGGUGCAAAGAGCAUAUGCACACAGAUUAUUUAUGUAGAGCCAGUCACUUAAAAUCAUCUGCAUGUAGUUGUCUAUAUAGCGGGCAACUGGGCUUGUGCAGUAUAUCCUUUCAGCCUUCCUUAUGUAACCACAACUGAAGAGGUUGCUGGUGGAUGUACAAAGCUUGAUUUACAGUAAAGUUUGGUUUAUUCGGCAACCAGUGUCUCUUAAGUCACAUCACUUAAUCUUCCAAAGCAGUUAUGUUCCACAAGUUAGAGAGAAUGAAUGACAACAGGUGGGAUCAGGGUGAACAGAAUCCAUCUGUCACCCAAAUUUAACCGACUGACCUGCUUAUGUAUAACUCCUGUGUUUUCGUUUGUAUUUCUUUAUUACAAAAUACAGUACCUUGUUUACAGUUAACAUAAUUGCAAGCCAUAACCUCUGACCUCUUAUCAUUGUGACAACAUGUUGAAAUUGGUUGAUCCCUAAAGUGUUCACGUGCAGGGAUUAGAGAACUGAAUCACCUUUACUGUAUCUUAUUGAGUUUUGUAUUUAAUGCUUCCCAAAAUCAGGGGGUAUAUACAGUAUUGUACUCUGUGCUUUAUUUGUCUGUUUGUUUGUUCAUCCUGCUUUUUAUGUCCGCUCUAUACCUUUAGAACCAGAGAAAGAUUGUUGUGAUAUUUUACAGGAAGGUUAAAGCUAGCAAGACAAUGUGGUGUGAUGACUCUCCUCUUGAUGGUGUCACACUUUGGUCAAAGGUCAAAAGUGGACAUUUUUAGGAAACGUCCUCUGGUUGUACCAAUUUUCUUGUACUUUAUUGUUGUUGUUGUGGAGAGUUAGGCAGAAAAGUAUAGAAAUUUAAGUUUUUAAAUAUUAAAUAUCAAAGAAUUACAGAACCAUUUGCUCAGUUUUUCUUAAAUUAAGAGUACAGUAAUUGAUAUAUUAAGUGUAGAAAGUGUGCAUUUUUUUUUUUGAGGUUAUCUUGACUAUCCCAGCUGAGGGAGACUGAAUCUCUUUGUACCCACUGGAUCCAUCACAGAUGUAUCCUAACCCAAGAAAAGGUAAAGCCAGUACAGUACAGUCAGUACUGCGGUAUUAUAGCGAGAAAACUUAAUAAAGAAGGCAAUUUAUGUGAUGAUUAGUAAUAAGUUAAAUUUAAUGACAGAAAAGUCUAGUUUUUGUGUUGUAAACUUAUGAGGAGUCAUUGAAAAUUAUAUUGCCAGAAAGAUUUAUAAAUUUUCAUUUCAAAUGGGCCCCAGUCCUAGUAGACCCCAAUGUAACCGUUCAUGAGUUUUGCAUACGGCAUGUAUAAUAGGAUUUGGCCCUAUUGCUAAUGGUUGGGUUGUGAUCUUAUAAGGCUGGAGCCUGUAUAAUGUUUUGUUAAUGUGAUGGAGUAAGUUAUUGCAGCUGGUGUUUGCCUUUUGAAUGUUCAUUUACAUCACUUCCAAUACUUCAUUAUAAGAUAAAAGAAUAUCAUUCGCGAAUUGUCAAAGGGUAUGUCUUUAUGUUGUAAAGAAGGAAAGUAAUUUAAAAUUACUCCUUUGUAUCAUAUGAAAUUGUGUUUAAUAUGUUACACUGUAUACUAAGUAACCCGGUCAUAGUAAGUACAGUACAGUAUUUAUGGAGAGUUUGACGUGACACUGACACCCCUCGAGUCUGUCAAAUAGUUCACAACACAUUACCUUGGUGACAAAGUGUUGUAACUCCACAGUUUAAAAGGUCACUGAGUGCAGUAUGUAAGAAUGAACUGCCACCUUACAUGAUGUGUAAUGUGACUCUUGCUGAAAUACAGUACCAGUUAAUUAUAUGAUUUAAUAUCUUUUACUUAGAUUAAAGUUAAUGGAACACUUUAUGUACUGUAUCAAGAAAAUUAUCAGGAGAAAGUUACAAUACUUUUGUCCUAAGGCAUUGAACAGCUCUUUAAAGACUAUAGGUAUUGUUUCUCACAGAUAUGAGUUGUAAUAUCAGUAUUUUUACGCAUAUAUCCAGACGCUAGUUAGAGUGUCGGAUGAAAAGGAAAUCUGCAAGGACCUACUGCAUGGCUUUUGCACAAGAAAACCAUCAUUAUUAAUUACUCAGCAAUAGUCAGAGAGAAACAACUAUAAUAAUGAUAUAUACAUAUAUAUAUAUAUAUAUACUAUAUACUACACGUAUCGUAACUUAUUCAUAUAUAGGGCAGUAUAUAGUCACAAUUCACCAGCCGCAGGCAUUUUACCUCGGUUAGGCUGUAUAAACUUCCUUAUUAAUUUUAUGCUUGACUAUGACAUAAUUUUCAAGAGAAUAUUUCAGUGUUUGGCGUAAGAAAUGCUUUAUGCAUAAGUUACUGAUAAGUACAUAUACUGUAUAUGACAUAUGACAAUGACUGAGAAUUAGGGAAAUAUUUUGAAUGUUAAAGAAUUUUUACUUUACAGUGUUGGUUUCUUUUGUGUUCAUAUUUUCCACAGCCAGUAUUUACAUUUUCUUAAUGCUUUAUAGUACAGUUCAGUAUUUUAUAUCUUUAACAAAAAAUACACAAAAUUACUUAGAGACUGUAUCAUUUAUUAUUGUGUUUCAAUAGUAAUGAAUUUAUUUAUUCAUCAGUUGCCUUACAUGUAUUGUACAAUACAUGUAUAGUGAAAUUUGAAAGUGAAAUGUUAAUGUAGGUGUAAGACUGAAUGUUUGAGUUUAAGGGGAAGUUAAGUGUUGUGUAGCAAUGGUUUCAGUGAUAAAGACUGUACGUUCCACAGAAAUUACCAAAGGAUAACUUUAUUUAAUUAAACUUACUCCUGUGGAAGUGUAAUGUGUUUGGUACCAUCUGCUGAGGAAAGAGCAAUUUAAUUUUGGAGAGAGUGGAUGAGAAGGGAAGGUCAUAUUAGUUUUCAGUAAUCAGCUGCUUGAUGAGAUGGAUAUUGCACUCUUUGAGUGCAUUUGUUGUUUAAUACUGGAGUAUUACUGUAUAACCUGUAUUCAUUUGCAUAAAUAAUUCAUCAGUGUACAUAGUGCAGUUAUGGCAAAAGUUGAAGAUAUGCUGUGUACUGUCAGACAAAUUAUCUCUGUCACACAAGGUAGGGAUAGUUUUGCUCUUCUUUCUUUUGACACGAUGUUUACCUCUAAGUUUUCAUAAUUGGAUUAAUGGAUGUUAUAGUAUAUCUCUGUUACUUUAAGAAAUAUAACUAUAUAUUUCCAAACAAAAUGUGAACACUAUGCUACUGUACUGGACCAUUAUGAGAUAAACAUGUCUUGGAGAUAGCGUCAGUUUCUGUUACAAGUUAUGGAAAUAUACAUUAUGAUUAUAC